AUGGCCGACAGUGCCAGCUCCGACAACCUGGAUCGGAGUCCCGCAGCUUCGGAUGCUACUGCUACCAGCAGGGGAUAUACAAAUAGAACAGGAGCGAGUCAUAAGAGGUCUCCCGAAGACUACAAUGUAGCUCACAUUGCAACAGCUAUCAGCUUCCCAGCGGCACUGCUGGCUCGGGACCGGAUACUACCCGAGAUGGCCAAGUUCAGAACCUCUCGAGGACUAGGGGACUCGAAAAGUGCCUCCGCUUCUACUCCGAGCGAAAUGAAAGCUCGCAUGAUGGUAGUUUACGAUGUUGAUGACAGGGCGGCUAAAGGCACGGUCACAGCAAUGGUCCAGAAGGGGUGGGAUGAAGUAUAUCUCCUCAGUGGAGGUUUCAAGGAAUUCUCAAGCAGUUAUCCGGAACUUGUUAUCGAGACUCUCCAAACUGCUUACUCGGAUCCACCAAAAACAGGCUCGCCAGCUGUUCACAACGCUCUACUGGAGUCCCCGACAGGAACAGGGAAGACUCUCUGUCUUCUAUGUGCCACCCUAGCCUGGCGAAGGAGCCUCACUGAGGACAAGAUGCCUUCGUCGUCUUCACCCACCAACGCUACUUCCCUUCCAAUUGAAGAUGUUCCGCUGGAGACGCAGCCUGAGAUAGCUCACGCCGUGGAAUUCGGUAUCAUCGGACCGCGGUGGCGUUCCAAGCAGCUGAUCGUUGAAGAGCAUCAGCGGCAAUCCCGUCGGUCGCCGUCCCCGCCUUCUCGGAAGUCGCCAGUGGCGGUGCCGAAGAUUGUAUAUUCAUCGAGAACUCAUAGCCAACUCCGACAGGUGAUGCGAGAACUGAGGGGUACGAGCUACGCGAAGGAUUGUCAGCAUAUAACUUUGGCGUCGCGAGAGCAUUAUUGCGUUAACACCAGGAUCAGCGCCAUACAGGGGAGUCGGAAAACAGCCGCAUGCACUAGCCUCAUACUCAAGAAUGCCUGUCCAUACUACAACCGGAUGUGGCAGAUGAAUGAGACGCCCUCAAUGAUACCGCCGCCAGCUCUCGACGUCGAAGAACUGACAUCGCAUGCUAGGGGGAAAGGCUACUGUCCGUUUUACUACGCCAGGAAGGUGGCGCGCGAGGGGUCUAAUUUGGGAUGCAUGCUCGUACCGUACAACUACCUCUUCGAUCUGUCAGCCUUGAAGGGAGCCCUCGGGCCACAGGCCUUGGAAGGGGCGAUCGUCAUAGUGGACGAAGGUCAUAACAUUGAAGCUGUCUGUGAGGAGUCUGCAAGUUUCGAGUGGGGCAACUUUGAUAUUUUCGCAGCUGUGGAAGAAGUGGAUGAGGCUGCUUAUCGCUGCAAUAAUUCUCCAAAAAUUCUGGGCCUGAACGUUGAGCAUGCCCCCGAUGACAGCCCUUCGGCCGCGCCAGUGACGGAGGAUGACCUUCUGCUUCUUAAGGAGGACCUGAUGUCGUUGGAGGCUACACUAACGUCGGCUGAUAUCAUUACUGCAACGGAGGGAAGUGCGGUGCUAGACUUUUUCAAGCAGGCAGGGAUCACGGAUCAGACCGUUACGAGGAUCCGCUCAACACUUGAAGGCGCUAUAUCCCUCUUUCAUACAACAGCUCCGGAGGCUGACGCUGGUGGUCACUCGAACAACAAUACACUAGGAGGUGUAGCAGCCAGAAAACUGUUGGCCAGCGAGGGCAUUUUGUCACUCAUAGUCACAAGCGGGACACUCGCCCCCCUCACUGAGUUCAAGCGGGGACUACGCGGCGUGGACUUCCCUAUAAUGCUCGAGAACGAUCACAUCAUAACUUUCGAUCAAGUAUGGGGUGGUAUCAUAUGUGCGGGGCCAACCAAUGUUAAACUAAACGGCAGCUUCAGAACUAGGAACAGCCAUGAUUAUUUGCAGGAGCUUGGCAAUGUCUUGGCGAAUGUUGCGCCUAAAGCAGGGGACGGUGUGUUGGUUGCGUUCAGCAGCUACGCACAGCUCAGAACUGCCAAGGACUUCUGGGACUCCCAUGAUAUCACCAACCGAUUCCAGCAAAGAGGACUGAGAAUUUUCGAAGAACCAAAUGACGCGGUAAACUACAUACCGGUUCUGGCUGAAUAUACAGCGGCUAUAGCUUCUAACUCCUGCAAUGGUGCGAUUCUCUGCGCAGUUUGCCGCGGUAAAGUUUGCGAAGGAGUUGACCUCACUGACCGGCAAUGCCGCAUAGUCAUGGUCGUUGGAAUACCCUAUCCAAUGUUCAAGGAUGAAAGGGUGCAGCUGAAAAUGCAGUAUUUGGAUACUGCAAGAGACAUCGAAGACAUUCAAAAAGGCGCACACGCUCCCCUCGGCCGUGCAUGGUAUAGCCUCGAGGCCAUGCGAGCUGUGAAUCAGGCUGUUGGGCGCAUCAUACGUCAUAAGAAUGAUUUUGGCGCGGUCCUGUUAUGUGAUGAGAGAUUCCAGAGCGAAGCCCAUCGGUUACCCGCCUGGCUCCGACCCUAUGUGAAGACAUACCAAGCGUUUGGCCCUGCGAUAGGUUCUCUAACACAGUUUUUCAAUCAAAUCCCUGAAGCUCUCCAGGCAUCGGCUCGCCUCUGCAAGGAUUCGUACCUCGAGGCAGCGAUCAAUAGCAGCAAAGAUGUGAGCAAGUCCAGCAAGCUAGUUGGUCGGGUGGGAUCAACGUCGAUUUCGAAUCCAUCCAACGCCUCGAAGCAUAACAGCCGAGAUGCUUACGGGGAGAACCUCAACGCCUUGACAAACCGGAUGCUCAAACAAGUGGCUGGUUCAACUGGCGGUCGAAAUACCAAGACGAAGAACGAUCAGUUCGUCACUCUACUGAAUAGGACUCUCUCCAAGGAGGAUAGUCGCGUCAUUACGGAGUGUACCAAGCUGAUAGUCACUGGAGGACAGUCGCUUAUCGAUGACCAGCUACGGAGUAUCCUGCGCAGAGUUUAUCGAAUUCUUUGGGGAACCGGUAGCCAAAGUCACAGGGAGUUGAUUGAACGUUUCGACGAUAUGGCAAGACGUGUGAAGAAGAAUCCACGAGUGCCGGUUCUAUGGCGACAAGUGAUGGAGGAGUCUAGUGCAUCGCAGCCAGCUGCAAAGAGGGCCAAGUUUGAUCCGACACAAGUCCAGCAGGUUCCCCGUUGAAUAC
Messenger RNA from Perkinsus marinus ATCC 50983, 3115 nucleotides. RefSeq names its product regulator of telomere elongation helicase 1 rtel1, putative. Gene Ontology annotation, cellular component: nucleus. The transcript is spliced from 22 exons. Gene Ontology annotation, molecular function: DNA polymerase binding; hydrolase activity, acting on acid anhydrides, in phosphorus-containing anhydrides; DNA helicase activity. Gene Ontology annotation, biological process: negative regulation of DNA recombination; telomeric loop disassembly; regulation of double-strand break repair via homologous recombination. NCBI's taxonomy places the organism in Eukaryota, Perkinsozoa, Perkinsida, Perkinsidae. Bases 1 to 3111 code for a protein of 1036 amino acids. The record is from RefSeq and is a predicted model, not a curated record.